Messenger RNA from Ambispora leptoticha, 2952 nucleotides. The record is from the annotation of a GenBank genome assembly. Lineage: Eukaryota; Fungi; Glomeromycota; Glomeromycetes; Archaeosporales; Ambisporaceae.
AUGGCGAUUAUACCGGUUGAGGCGGAGGCGAUUAUGCCGACUAAAAUAGAACAAAUUGUUAGCGAUAAUGAUGACUCAUCACCGGAGAAAAUGGCGAUUAAAUCGGUUGAGAAGCAAAUGGGGAUUAUACCGGAUGAGAAGGAAAUGGCGAGUAUGGGUGAGAAGACGGCCAAGGUGAUUAUGCCGACUAAAAUAGAACAAACUGCUAGCGAUAAUGAUGACUCACCACCGAAGGCAAUGGCGAUUAUACCGGUCAAGACGACGGCCAAGGUGACUAUGCCGACUAAAAUAGAACAAAUUGCUAGAGAUAAUGAUGACUCACCACCGAAGUCAUUAUUGAGAAUGGCGACUAUACCGGUGAUGGAAUUUCACAGAGCUUUUAAAGUUAAAUUACAAUUAGAUAACAACAGAAAACGUAUUUUAUACCUGAUUGACAAAGAGAACCUUAAGUUAUUUAAUGAAAUGGUUAAAUGGAAAAGAGAAAAUUCCUCAAAAGCAAUGGAAGAUGCAAUCGAUGAAUUUGAUGACAGAAAAGAUAACAAUAGACCAAAAGUUGGCGAUGCUCUUGCUCGAAUUUUAUAUGAUGAUAAAUUUCCUGAUUUUAUCUUCAAAUUUGAGUCUAAAGGGUCUACAAAUUCUACAGAUGAUGAGAGUAUAAAAAUAGGUGAAGAAUUCAAGUCUAAAGAUCAGGCGCGUCGAAAAUUCGAGUUGCUUCUCUUGUUAUCAGGUUUAUUUGUUGAGCGUGAGAUUACUAGAGAUUUUAUAUACGUUAAAAUAUGGACUCCUUUUAUGAAACUCUGUGAAGCUGCGGAAGAAAUACGUAUUAGCAAGGAACUUGAUCCAAGAACAAUACCAAAUGAGAACGACGACGACAACAAUAAAACCAAGGAAAAUCAUGAAAAUAGCAACAAUAAAACCAACAAAUUGAUUGACAACAUUUACGAAUUUUUAUAUCAAAACAUAACACCAUAUUUUGUUUAUAAAAUAAAUCUUGAGAAAAGAUUAUCUUUCUUUAAUGCAGAUCAAUUGGAGAAAUAUAAAGACAAAAAGUACAGCGAUAUUGCAUUACAUUUUUGGAACAGUUCAACCCGCAAUUUAUUGACAUAUUAUUUCAUAACCGAUGCAAAUAGAAUUAUGCCUGAAGGAGUACCAGAAACCUUACGUCUAAGAUCCUGGGGAUUUGAUAGUUUAAUGGAAAAAAAUAUAUAUAAUGCUUUUUAUCCUCUGCAUGAUGGGGAAAUACAAGAUCAAACAUUCAGAGAUCAAAAUAAUAAAAAGGAAAAUCUAAGAGCAAAACUUUUCAAUAAUUGGAUUAAAAGUUUAAAAAGACAACCCCUAAGUGAAAUCAGAGAAUAUUUUGGUGAAAAAAUAGCAAUGUAUUUUGCAUGGCUUGGUUUAUAUGCUUCAUGGUUAUUUGUAGCUUCUAUUUUUGGAAUCAUUACCAUUAUCUAUGGUAUUAUAGAUUUCGCAACGACCCCAGAUAAUUUUAGUAAUGGUGUUCCAAAAGUUACUAAACUUUGGGAUAAUGCAUUUACUGUUGUAUUCGCUUUCUUCAUGUCGAUUUGGGCAACUUGUUUUUUGGAAUCAUGGAAACGUUAUAAUGCUGCUCUCGCUCAUGAUUGGGGUGUCACCUGUUUUAAGAAAAAUGAACAAUCUCGUCCUGGUUUUCGUGGAACAGUCAGUAGAAAGUCUAAAAUAACAGAUAAGAUGGAACUUGUAUUUCCGUCCCAUAAAAGAUUUUUAUGUUGUUUCGCUUCGAUAAUACUCAUUAUUGUAUCGUUGUUUGGAAAAUAUGGCGUUUUGGGUAGCUUUAUCUCGAGUAUUAUCAAUUUAGGUGUAGUCCUUAUCUUAAGUCCGACUUACAAAAGACUAGCUAUAAAACUUACUGAGUUAGAGAACCCUAGAACUGCGACAAGCUUUGAAGAUUCUCACAUUUUAAAAGUAUACCUUUUCGAUUUCGUUAUUUUUUAUGGUGCGCUAUUUUACAUUUUAAUAGUCAAACAAAAGUUUGCCGGUGAAAUUCUUCGCAUAUCUGAUUAUGAAGGAUGUGAAUAUAAUAGUUGCAUGGUAGAGCUUACUAUACAACUCGCUGUUAUUCUUAUUGGCAAGCAAACUGUAGGUCAGUUAGAGGACCUUGCAUUACCACUGUUUAAAAAGAAAUUUGAUUCGUUUAUGAACUCUUGGAAAAAGAAGUUUAUAAACUCUUGGAAAAAGAAAAAAUCUUCUCAAAAUGAGCUCAAUGAAGAAACCAAAAAAGCACAGAAUGAAGAAAUAGAAGUCGUGGAAGUUUCAUCUUCCAAAGAUGAACCAAAUGAAUCAUAUCCUUGGAUUCUAGAUGACCAGUUGUUGCCAACUGAUAAAGAUGAUCUUAGAGAGGAUUAUGAGCAAAUGGCUAUUCAAUUUGGUUUUAUUGCUCUUUUUGCUGCUGCUUUUCCUUUAGCACCAUUAUGUGCUUUGUUUCAUAAUAUCAUUGAGAUUCACACGGAUGGUUAUAAGUAUCUUAAGCUUAAAAGGCGAACAAUCAGCUCACUUGCACAAUCUAUUGGAAUGUGGGAUAAUAUUAUUUACAUGAUUUCGAUCUUUGCUGUCCUCACUAAUGCUUCGAUUUUAGCAUUUCAUUCAAAUUAUAUGCAAAGUGUAUUUAAAAAGUAUGUUGGAAAUGAUGAUUCGUCCUUACUUAAUGUUCGUCUUGGCUUUAUUUUAAUAUUUGAGAACAUUGUUUUCCUCGUCAAAUUUUUACUUUCAUAUCUUAUACCUGAUGCGCCAACCGCUGUUAAAUUAGCGAGAAAACGCUGUGAAUAUUUGGAAAGAGUGGCUAAUGCAAAGACUGAUAUUGCAAAGAGAGCUCUCGCCAUCAAUGAAUAUAAAGAAAAUGAAGAAAAUGCAAUGUUAAAAAAAGCUAAAAACACAACAUUUAAAUACCAGGUCGAAAAUGUAAAAUUAGUUCAAUAA